AUGAGUCUUCUUCCCAUAUUGUUUAUUAGUUGUUUCUUUUGUGUUGGUAAAGCCAAAGACUGUGGUGGAAAUAUUGUUACAAAAACCAUCAUUGUCGGUAAAGAUGGGCACGCAGCAUUCAGUACAAUUCAAGCUGCCAUUGAUUCUGUAAGAAGUAACAAUGAUCAAUGGGUAAAGAUUCACAUAAAAGCAGGCUUGUACAUAGAAAGUGUUGUUAUACCUAUAAACAAGCCAUGCAUUAUUUUAGAAGGAGAGGGUACCCCAAAAACAAUCAUUAGUCACUCCGACCACCAGUCCUUAAACAAUAAAGCUACCUUACUUCCUUUUGCACCCAACUUGCUUGCAAGUGGCAUUACUUUCAAGAACUCAUAUAAUGUGGCCACAACAAAAUAUAAAUCUUACGAUGAGGUAAGCAAAACCGAACCAGCAAAUGCAGCAAGACUAUUUGGAGAUAAAUAUUUCUUCCAUAACUGUAGUUUUAUAGGUUAUCAAGACACUCUAUAUGAUCAUUCGGGACGUCAUGUUUUUAAAGAUUGUUACAUUCAGGGUGAAAUUGACUUUAUAUAUGGCAACGGACAAUCCUAUUAUCAGAACUGUUUGGUCUAUGCUGUGGGAAAAUUUCAAAACUUAGCAGGCUAUGUGACAGCUAAUGGAAGAGAGUCAGCAGAUGAUCCUAGUGGUUUUGUAUUUGAAGGAGGUUCCAUUAUAGGGAAUGGAGCACGACCACUUAUGCUGAAGUUCUGUAAGGGACCAGGAGCUGACACUUCGAACCGUGUUGAAUGGAUGAAGAAACUAAGUUCUUCGGAUUUGAAGAAUAAAUUUUCUUUUGCAUCUUUUAUCAACAGUGAUGGAUGGAACUGUUUGAUCAAUGCUGUGGGGAGAGCUCCAAAUUUUCCAGGUUUUGUGACAGCUCAGGGAAGAAAUUCAGCCGAUGAAACCAGUGGUUUUGUAUUUGAAGGAGGUUCCAUUAUAGGAAAUGGAGCACGACCACUUACGCUGAAGUUAAUUGUAAAGGACCAGGAGCUAACACUUCGAAUCGUGUUCCAUGGAUGA
Molecule: messenger RNA, 1053 nt
Organism: Vigna angularis (adzuki bean)
Lineage: Eukaryota; Viridiplantae; Streptophyta; Magnoliopsida; Fabales; Fabaceae
Product: putative pectinesterase 10
Exons: 7
Coding region: 1-1053 (350 amino acids)
Biological process (GO): cell wall modification
Molecular function (GO): pectinesterase activity
Source: RefSeq, a predicted model, not a curated record